Necator americanus (New World hookworm) is the source of this 1347-nucleotide messenger RNA. RefSeq lists its product as uncharacterized. Lineage: Eukaryota; Metazoa; Nematoda; Chromadorea; Rhabditida; Ancylostomatidae. The record is from RefSeq and is a predicted model, not a curated record. Gene Ontology annotation, molecular function: transmembrane transporter activity. The transcript is spliced from 11 exons. Gene Ontology annotation, biological process: transmembrane transport. Bases 1 to 1347 code for a protein of 448 amino acids.
AUGCUAAGGCGACCGGGCGAAAACGAUGAUCCUCUUCUCACGAAGCGGUUAUGGUCCAAGACGGAGUCGCGAAUAUGGACGGUGACGUUAUUUUCCGGUACCAGUGUCCUGUACGCUUCUAGAGUAGCACUUCCAAUAUGUGCGGCGGCCAUCGCCAAAGAAUACGAGUGGAACAAAACUGACUCGGGUACUGUAUUGUCGUGCUUCUUUUGGGGUUAUGCGUUGACCCAAUUGAUUGCCGGCGGCUUUGCGGACACUUUCGGCGGCGAGAAUAUACUGCCAACCUCAAGUAUUGUAUGGAUCAUUCUGACUUUUUUCACUCCACAACUUUUUGAUUUCGCUUAUUGGAGCGGUUUACCACUUAUCGUGUUGUUAUUGACGAGAAUCCUCACUGGAAUUGGACAAGCGUUUCAUAUCCCCUCAAUGGCGUCAAUGGUUUCCAGGCAUCUGACAGCAGCCGAUAAGGGACGAGUUUUUGGUAUCAUUCUUGCUGGAUCUCAUUGCGGAACCGUUUUAGCUGGCUCCAUUGGUUCUUUGCUAGUGGAAAAUUAUGGUUGGAGAGCUUUAUUUCAGUUUGUAGGUGUUUUGUCGUUACUAUGGUAUUGGUGUCUUCAUUUAGCCCUAUCACGAUACGCUUAUCGACAAUUAAGCCCAUCAAUAUCAGAGAAUGAUUUGGAUAAGAAAGAUCGAACGGAUCAAAAUGGACAUAUCUCAAUCUCUGGGAUUAGUAUAGUAUCAUCAGCUGUCCCUUGGAGAACACUGUUUCGACAUCCAGGAUUUUGGGCAGCCGCAGUUGCACAAUAUACGGGUGGAAAUGCUUAUUUCACAAUGUUUAAUUGGUUACCAAGUUAUUUCCAUGAAACAUUUCCAGAAGCACAAGGCAUUGUUUAUAAUGUUGUUCCUAAUUUAACGAUUGUUUUCACGUCAAUGGUUUCACCUUUUUUGGCAACACGAUUGCUGAAUUCUGGUCGAUCGAUGACAUUAACGAGGAAAAUUAUGGAAGGCAUUUCACUCUUGGGGAUCGCGUUUUGUUUAUUCAUUGUUCCUGGUACCUCAUCAUUUGUUCCUGCUCUCCUGGUGUUUUCUUUUGCUAUGGCAUGUCGUGGACUUCAUCAUGGUGGAGUUUCUGUGAAUCCGCACGAUUUUGCUCCACAUCACACAGGAGCCGUUUUUGGGAUUUUCAACGCAUGUGGUGCGAUCACAGGCUUCAUCGGGGUGUAUGUGGCUGGUCACAUCCUAGACGCGACGGAUAACAAUUGGUCCUAUGUGUUUAUCAUAACCGGAAUACAGUGCAUUUUUGGAGCAAUUGUUUACGGGCGUUACGGUACGGGAACGAAAAUAAUAUAG